AUGAGAAGACAUCAUGCAUGAUUUUUACCAGCGCCAGCAAUAAAUACGCCUGCGUCUGGUCUCGCUUCUCCCAUCUCCCCCCAUUCCGGCCGUGUUGCAGACAGACACUGAUACCACCUCGUCGUCCACAAUGCAACUCACAAGUCUUGUCAUCGCUCUCCUGUUCGCGUGCGCAGCCGUCGCAAGUCCCUUGCCUGCAGACAGUGAUUCACUGCGUAUGGUCCGUUCGCCCGCUGAAGACAGGCGGGGAAGUGGCGGCUCCGGCGGAGCAGAUUGGAAAAGAGGCACCCCAAAUUAGCAAGCUGACUGGUGAGGAAUCGCCUCUCCAGUUGGCGUGUGCGAGGCUGGCCCUCCUCUCCAUUUUCGCUUGUUUAUUCUCGCGCGGGCAACAUCCCUCAUAUUCGGAUGCACUACUUAUCAUAUCAUCGGCCUCAAAAACGGGGUUCUUUGCUCGACCCAUCCAAAUCAUAUCAAAUCUUCCAAUUCCCCCUCCCCCUUCAUCUACAACACUCAUACCGGGGCUUAAUGCGGGUCGGUGGGGUGACGACCGGCGUUUCGUUGGUCUGCUGCAUUUUGUUCCUUUUACCUUUUUAUACGCUUCUCUUUUGUACUCAAACUCGCCACAACCACCAUGCGAACGUGAUCCUUUUACAACCCAAUCGGGGGAAAAGAGAAAAAAGUAACCUGGUUUUAACGGACAUGCAUCUCUUGUUCGCUCUCACAUUCUUUGCUUUUUGAGCAUUUAGCUACAUUUUCUUUUUUUUUUGCAUUUACAUAGGUGUAACUGUUGGGAAUCGGGCGACGCUGUAAUUUCCACCAGUUGUGAAAAUAAUGGGACAAACGAUAAUUGGAUCGAUC
This is a messenger RNA of Pisolithus orientalis, 858 nucleotides long. RefSeq lists its product as uncharacterized. Bases 18 to 683 code for a protein of 221 amino acids. The record is from RefSeq and is a predicted model, not a curated record. The transcript has 4 exons. NCBI's taxonomy places the organism in Eukaryota, Fungi, Basidiomycota, Agaricomycetes, Boletales, Pisolithaceae.